This is a messenger RNA of Lymnaea stagnalis (great pond snail), 8233 nucleotides long. The record is from the annotation of a GenBank genome assembly. NCBI's taxonomy places the organism in Eukaryota, Metazoa, Mollusca, Gastropoda, Lymnaeidae.
GCAAGUGUGUUGGAAAAUAACCGCGUCUGCGCUGGGCACUCGGUAACCACACAGUUCUGAAUAGUUCGAUCUCUUCGAGGGUUGAUAAUAUUUAAAAACAAAUUAGUUAUUAAACUAUGGCCAUGGAUUUCCCACAUUGACGUCUAUUUUAAUUUGAGAAUAACAUGAUUGAUCAAUCAUUAAUUAAUGCAAAAUCAAAAUUUAAUUUGUUUUUGUCAAGGAUAGUGGGUGAUCUCUGAAGUCUAAGUUUUGCUGUGAUCGGGAUUAAACUUGUGUAUUUUUGGUUGCCACUGUUAAGCUAUGCAUGUAGGCCUAUCAAUAAAUCAACUUUCAAUGGAAUGUAAGUAGGCUUAUAUAAAUAUAAGUUAUAUUAAAAUUCCCUUUAGGUUAGUGAUAGUUUAUGUAUUUAUGUGGACGAGUAUUUCACCUUGAUUUUUAAAAAUACUCGUUGCAUUAAUUUAUAUCUCUAUUGCCUUGGAAUUUUUAAAAUAUGCCUAUAAUAUUUAUAAUGAAUUAUCUUUCCUGAAUAUAAAAUCAUUAACAAUAUCGUCAAUAUAGCCUACUAUUACAAUUUCAAUAUUGAUAUCAUAAAAUGUAUGUUAAAGUUAGUCUACUGGUGGCCUACUGACUAGGCCUACUGAUCUUUAAAAAAAAUUGUUCAAAUUUAUAUGUAGGAUCUCAAAUCUACACUGGGACUUUAAACAAUACAAGAUAUAGUAAUUUUAAUUAUAUUUAUGAUUAGGCCUAUAGGAGAAUACUCUUUAAAAUUGUAUAUUGUACAUUCACUAUUUAUUUGAAUACAUUUUGGGCAGUAGGCUACUUAGUUAUUAUUAUAAUGACUCACUUUUAUGCUAUUAAUUAAAUUAUGAUGAAGGCUGAGUAACCUGGGAAAUUUUCAGAAGCAAGGAAAGAUCAAUAAUCAUUACCAGGUAUAUAAAAUAAAUAUUGUACCUAAAUCUUUAUUACAGGAAUUGGAAUUGUAGUGCUGACAAUAUAAAUUGUCAAAAAAAUAAUAGGUUAGCAGAGGAAAUAUUACAGAAAACUAGCAGGAUGACUGAAUGCCUCAACAAAAAGAAUUUAAAAGAGGUAGGCACUUAGAAUGUGGUUAUAGAAAAGUAUUGCAGAGGUUGAGUUGCUAAAUAGAUAAAGUUAGGCCUAAUUCUAUUUCCACAUAAUAUCAUUUUAAACUUUAAACUGGGACACCUCCCCUGUAAAAGGGGAAAGAAGAAGAACUGAAACUUUAAAAAAAAAAAAAGUGACUGUGAAAUGUAAAUCUAAUGUAAAAUAUCAAAAAAAUAAACCCAUAAUUAAUAAAGUUCUUAAACUUAAAAGUAGGCACUUAGAAUGUGGUUAUAGAAAAGUAUUGCAGAGGUUGAGUUGCUAAAUAGAUAAAGUUAGGCCUAAUUCUAUUUCCACAUAAUAUCAUUUUAAAAUUUAAACUGGGACACCUCCCCUGUAAAAGGGGAAAGAAGAAGAACUGAAACUUUAAAAAAAAAAAAAGUGACUGUGAAAUGUAAAUCUAAUGUAUAAUAUCUAAUAAAUAAACCCAUGAUUAAUAAAGUUCUUAAACUUAAACUAGCAAUUGAUAGACUCACUGAAUCUACAUAGGUAAGAUACUGUCAACUCUUACAUUAUUUACAUGUUCCUACCUUGCAUGGGUUUAAUAUACAUUAGGCCUACAUUUAUUCGUUUAUUAUGUAUUUGAUGCAUAUCAGUAGGCAUAGUCAUGUGUAAUUCAAGUAAUUUCCCAUCUAAAAAAUUCCUGGAUCAGGUGACUUUCAGAAUGGGUUAAGUUAUGGAUAGGCCUAUGCAUAAACAAAAUUGAAUUUUCCAAUGUUAUCAGUAGGAAGUGCCCUACCCCCCCCCCCACUCAAAUCAUCACAAAUUUGUAACAAAAUAUAGUUAUUUAGCACAAAUCCCCUCCCCUAGAUGCCUUGACAUUAUUUAUGAAUGUCCCCUAAGCUAGAUGGGAAAACUUAUUGUUUAGCUAUUUAUCGACUGCAUGUUGCAACAUAUAUAAUAAAUAAGUGUGGUAUCGUAUGCUUGACAACACUGGACAACUAUCAAGUGUGCCCAUGUGUAAGACUAAGCCCUGCUUAUUGAAAUAUGGACAUAUUUUCAUAAUUUUAAUUUAUAUCUGAUGAGACACGCUGGCAUUUUAUUGAAAUGUGAGUAACAAAUCUUUUUUACAGAGUUAGAAUUACAAUGGAAACUAUACUUCCCAGAUGUCCCAUCAUAAACACUGCACGGCUGAAACCUUUCAGGCAAAGAUUGAAUAGAAUCAUUGUGAGUAAAAUUUAAUCUCUGUUAAAAAACAUAGCUUUUAUAGCUUACAUUAAAAUUUAUGGUCAAAUUAUCAAGUAACCAUUGUUCGGAACUAGGUAGCCAUUAUAAUUUCAUAUUUGAUUUCUGACUGACAAUAUAAAUGAUAUACCUCACCAGUUAAACAGGCAAGCUUUAUGGCUAUAGUUGGGUGUAAAUAACUUACACUUAUGUAAGUAACAAGUAAACACAUUAUUCCAUACUUUAUUAUGGGUUGCAGAAUCAGGUUUGGAGUGCUAGACACAACUUCUGCUAGACACAAGUGCAAGACAUCUAUAAUUUUUAUACAAUUACAUUCAUAUUGCAUUGCAUAUGAAGUUUUUUUGAUGCACCACAUUUUGAUAAACCAGAUUUUUUUUCUCCACUUAUUCUGGUCACUUAAAGUCAGUCAAGACCAUGUCGGGGAACACUUUAUAAUAUGACUUGAUAAAAUGACUUUUCAAACUAAAUCUUCUUAUACCCGGUAGCAAAAAUAUUCUCCAAACUUAACAAAUUUUUCCCUAAGUACUAUUUAUACUAGUAUCUCUCAUUUGCUCAAUGAAUGUUUAGUUUUUUCAAUGCUAAAAUACCUACUUCUUAGGAACUUUGGAUAACUUUUACAGUGUAUAUGCAUGUCUCUAACCAAUUAAAUGUCCUCUUAUACUCAUCAGAUGACGAUCACAGACAGUGGCUGUGUAUCUAUGGAAGUAAUGACCCAUCUGACAGCUCAGACAGACAGUCCUGAAAUUGCUAAAGAAUUGUUUCAUAUUUCUCCAGAUGGUACUCAGGUCAGUGGGUCCAUAUGUCAGGUGUGCUUCUUUCACCUUCAGAUGACAGAGUUGGAUUUUAAACUUUUUUGGGGGAAUGGAUUUAAUACAUCAUUGCAUUUCUUUUUAUGACAAGUUUUGAGUUUCUAAGUUACAAGCUUAAUAGACAGGCUCAUGAUAACUGUCAUAUAUGAAAAGCAAUAGCUUUGUCCCAUAUCUUUGAAAAACACUUCUUGGAUUUAACUAUUUUUUAAAAUUUCUUUUCAAUGCAAACAUCAAGCACACAACAUCCUCUGAGUUCUUAGUUAGCAUUUUAAAAGGAAGACAGGGGCAAAAAUAAAUUAUUCUUUAAAAAAAUUUUUGAUUUUGUUUUUGUCAAUAGAUUGAAGUUUAUCAAAGUGCAGAAGGCGUUUCAGCUAUUGAUGGAUGCCCUGUGUCAUGUCAACCCUAUAAGGUUUACACAUACCCAAAUCUGCCAGACAAACAAUGGAGAAAAUAUCAUCAUUGCUACAAGUAAUUUUCUUCCUUCAAACUGCAGUAGAGUUUCAAUAUAGUGUAGUCUGUUUUCUAUUAGGAUGCUAAAAAGAGUAAUUCUUCAACAUGCAUUUUUCAGGUUGGAUCAUUAAAUCAGUUUAAAACUUUUCAAAGAAACAAUUGGUCUUAAACCUGUUUUCAUGCAUAAAGAAUUAAAAUGUAAAAUUCAUUAGAAAAAAAGAAACUGAAAGAUUGUUUGAAGGUGUUAAAAAUGUAUGCACUAACUAUCAGACAGGUUAUCAACAUCUACAUUACUUAAACCAUGUUCCUGUACUCUACAUGGGAGAGUAAAAGUUACAUUUGUUUUAUUAAGAAUUUUUGCUUUUAAAUCCCUAUUUCCUAGAUUUAUACAAGUAGUCAAGUCCAGAACUCCAAAAAUAGUUUUAAUUACUGAGCAUGCCCGGUGCAAAUUGAUGGAAAAUUUUCCACAUCCUGAUUUUCAGGCUUGUUUUACAGAUGGUGAGAACAUUUAUUUUAAAGGUUGAUAGCAAUUUCCCUUUUUUUAAUUAAAUAAAUACUCUUGUAUGACAUAUCGUUCACAAUAAUAAAUCUGCUAUCAAAUCCUGCAAUUUAUAGAUUGCCAAAGAAUCUCUAUGAGUUUUAAUUAUUUCAUCUCUACAAUGAUUACAAAAUAUUUUUUUAAUACAGUAUAUGAGUUAUUGUAAAGGUCUAAAAGUAUUGAAAGUUUGUCUUUUUUAAAACCUUUUUGAAUCUAGGAGUAACAGUCCAUCUGACUGAAACUAAGAUAACAGUAACUGAUGCACUUGGCAGCAGCCUUUCAUUUGAUUCCACUUCAGUGAACUGUCAUGUCAAUGCCAGCACGAUGGAAAGAGUAGAAUUUGCUAAAAAGGUAAAUGAACUAGGAAAUCCUUGCUUAGUUUCACUUACAUUGAUUUCAUGAUGAGCUGAUGGGUUAUUUCUUGGGGCAAAAUAGAUGGUAUGAAAUUAGAUCAUUUAUAAUAUUUCUAAAUUGAUACAUUAUUUUAAUGGGUUUUUAUUUAAUUUUUGUAAUUUCCUUGCAUUAGGGAUCAUUAUUUUGAAUGGGUUUUGAAAAAGUGUCUGGUUAAAUAAAAUCUAGUUGCUCUCCGGUUACCAGGUAUAUAAAAUCUAGUUGUUCUCUCAUUAUGUAAAAAUAUAGUUGUUCUCCAGUUAUAACUUAUAUAAAAUCUAGUUGCUCUCUCGUUAUAUAAAAUCUAGUUGUUGCUUAUAUUUUUUUUAUUAAACAUUAUUUUAAAAAAAAAAUCAAUUUUUUUUCUCAGUGCAAAGUUCAAUGUCUUGAGAUUCAGGAUUCAGUGAGCAGACUGAAGUCCCAUGAACAGAAUUCAGACCUUUUUCCCAUUGUUGUGGGCACGUAAGUUCAUUGUUUUGUUUUAAUCAUUAAAUCACAAAUGCAUCUAUAAACUGUUCGCGUUUUCUUAUAAGUUAUAAUUAAAUUUACAUUUUGGAAACUUGAUCCAUAAAUCUUACAUUGUAAUCAGUCAUUAUGAUUCUUAACAUAAAUUUCUUCAUAAUUGAAUUUAAGAUAAAAUGUGUUUAAGGAAGCAAAUUGAACUUUUUUAAUGUGAUAUUAUUGUACUGUUAUAUUUUCAGCAUCAGUCAUAAUAAACAAAGAAAAUGAAAACACUUUGACUGACUAUUAUCAUUUUUUAAAGUAAGACUAACUUAACAUAAGUUUUAAACAUUCACAUUACCCAUCCAGUUUCAUCAUACCAGCCUUCCUAGUAAAAAUGCCCUAGACAUUGUUUGAUUUCUUUUUGAAGGAGCAGUUCCCCAUUCAAGCUGUCAGCACCAAUGUAUAACAAUGAAAAUGCGGUAAACCAAAACGGCAGUCGACCCUCACUUGAGCCUCCAGUAACCAAUCUACCUCCAUUCACCCAACAGUCACUUCCCUUGACACACUCAUUGACAGAUUCUAAACCCCUUAACUCAAAGAAUUACCUGUCACAAAGUAACUCCUUUUCACAAGAAAACUGUGUAGACUGUCAUUUUAAUGUAGAGAACCAAGCCCCAAAACAAGGAGGAAACCAAUAUUUGUCUUAUGAAAUUCAAAGUCGACAAUGUCAUGAAAGUGACAGCAUUUCAUUUUCAGCAUUAGAUUUUAAGGACAUUCAGCAGGUCAAAGACAGUAGAUGUGAUUGUAUGAUACAGGGAUUGUCAGAAUCAGUGACACCUCAAACUCCCCAGAAAUCACAAGAUUUUGUUUUUUCCACUGAAAACAAAUGUUUCUGCCAAAAUACAACUACAACAGCUCAUUCACUUGAGAGGUGUCCUCAAACUUUUGGCAUGUCAUCACAGGAAGACACUCUGUUAAAUUUACCUCCAUUUUUUAAUGCAUCAUGCAGUAUCUCGCAGUCGAGUGGAAAUCAUCAAGUUGAGUCUUAUCAAAUUCUUGGAGGGAAUCAUCCAGCAGACUGUCAUGUUGAUGGUCAGGUGCAAACUCCAGGUGCACCCGGAAGCACCCACGGCCAUACAGCAUGUAUGAAUCAGCAGGAGCACAUCUAUCAGACACCAAAGAAAUCUUCAAAUGUCAUGCCUUAUCAUCCUCAGUGCUACAGCGUGGACUCCAUGAAGCAUCGGCACUAUCUUAAAGAUGAGAACAGAUACAGUUUGACUCUAGGGGCCCUGGUAGAUGAAACAGAGCUAAGAAAUGUCAGGAAGAACCUGUUCUCAGACCUGACUUUAGAGGAGCCAUUGGUCAAGCCAAUGCCCUUUUCAGACCCGGAAUCCCUCAGGAAGGACCUGCUGUCUUUGCAACGAACACCUUCACUUGAGCUGUCAUUUUGUAAUGAGACUGAUGUGCCACAGUCCACCGACAACAAUCUUGGACAAGCAUCACGCCUGGAUGUCUUGACCCUCUUGCAACACUCUCAAAAUAUGCCAUCAUGUUCAACAUCUGCCCAAGUUGCACAAGUUGUACAUGCAACUCAUUCCAAUGAAGAAUCUGAUUUCAACUUUGAGCAAACAUUAAGCUAUGUAAAAGAAAGCUGUAAUAACUUACAGACAUAUAGGGACCAUAAAAAUGUCAAAGAUAAUAAUCCUCUUAUGGAUGAAAAUAAGGUUAGGCAGAGUGCUGCAGUCAUCGCAGGGAAAGAAUCAGCCAUUGAGAAACAAGCUCUUCCCAUACCUAAUAUCUGUUCAUCGCCAGUUAAGAGUGUUUCUCUUCAAAAAAGGUCUUGUCCAUCUCCACUCAAUUCGCCUUUGAAGAUGGGUGGUGCUACAGGUUCACAAAAUUGCUCUGCUGGAAUAAUGACUGGCCACUUGACAUGUAAUAUGCCUUUGGAAAUGUCUCUUUGUCAGAGCUGUAGUGCAAACAGUAACAAUAGUCCUCUUAGUUCUGCUAGUUGGAAUGGCAGUUGUCAAAGUAUACAAUCUCAUGAACACUCUUAUAAAUCUGACCCUAGAAACUAUGAGAAGACAAACCUUGGAGUCAAUUAUCUACAGUCCCCUCAUAAAGAGGUUAUAAUGUUUGCAUCAAAUGAAAUGGAUCGUAAUGCGUUCAGGAUAAAUCGCCAUCCUCAUCUAAGAAAUUCUUUGGACAUGUCAGCCUCAAGCUACUACAGUGACAGUCAUAGCAGUUCUCCAUCAUCAGGAUGUGACCCUAUUCGCCAGGUAUUUGUCCCCUAUUCAGGCUGGGCAUCUUUCUAUGCCAGUGGGUCUGUUUGGAUUUUAUACAAUGAUGGAACUCAGCUGGGUGUCAAAUCUACAGAGGCUACAAUUAUUUAUGUUGAUCAAGAUGGCACUCAGAAAAGGUGAGCCAGUUUUGUUCCCAAUAAGUUUGUUUCAUUAAUAUGUUUACUCAUUUACUAAUUGAGCAUAGCAUCUGUUUAAAGAAAAAUGCAAUACCUGGUAAUCAAUUUGUUCCAGGGAUAUUUGAGUUAUAUGUCUGAAACCAUCAGUCACCUUUGUGUAGCUAAAUCCCUUAUCAAAUUAUGCUAAUUUAAAAUUGAUUAAUUAAAUUAUGUGGCUUAUCCAGAAUCUGGAUUUUUUUUUUUUGGUGUGCUUUUCAUUUUAAAAGUUUGGGAAUCACUGAUUGAGAGUGUUAUAAUUGUGUCCCAUAAUGUCUAAGAUAAUUAAACAAAGUCAUCAUUUAUUUUAUAAUGAUGAAAUGUCAUUAGUUUCAUAUUUAUAUUCUAAACAGGUACAGAAACUCAGAUGUUAUACCUGAGAUAAUCAAAAUGAAGUUGGAGAAGCUCCCUAAGAUUAUUGAGAUGCUUGUGAAGAGUCCCCCAAUAACCACUGGUACUGGCAUGCAGUCGUAAUAGUUGCCUGGUACUUGGAUUGUUUGUACUACUGGUUUUUCUGUGGUACCAUAACAAGCUGAUAUUGAUACAUUGGAUUGUUAAUGGUGGUUAUCAGAUCAUAAUUUGUGAUAGGGACAUUAUUAUUGGACAUCCAUAUUCGACUGGUGUUUGUGAAAAUAACAUUAUUGUUGGACAUCUGUAAUGGACUGGUCACUUACUAAUAGUCCCCUUUCUUAGGAAUUUGUGAUGUAGUAAAGCCUCUAUGAACCUAAGUCUUCCUAUUCACUCUCCCUUAUUUCAGGUCCAAAUAUUCAAAUCCACAAUUAAAAUAUCCUUGACCUCAGUCAAAUAACUCACAUUUUACAAAUUAUUUUAAGUCCUAGAUCACCG